Umbelopsis ramanniana AG is the source of this 1184-nucleotide messenger RNA. RefSeq lists its product as uncharacterized. The transcript has 2 exons. The record is from RefSeq and is a predicted model, not a curated record. Bases 372 to 1046 code for a protein of 224 amino acids. Lineage: Eukaryota; Fungi; Mucoromycota; Umbelopsidomycetes; Umbelopsidales; Umbelopsidaceae.
AAGAAAAAGUUUACCUUCUUUUCUUGAGGCAUGAGAAGUGACAACUUGCCAAAUCGAACAUGGAACGGAGAACAUGCUAAUUCCCCAUUAGGUUGCUCAACGACGACAAUGUCGAUGGCACCAGAUAAUGUAGCUGGAUUCAGCUCAUUAUAGACUUUGCUGACCGAAGAUAUAAGGUUGGAAAGUUUUCCAACGUAAUCCAUUCUAGCGGGAGAGCUGCCCGAGGUUAGGAACAGUUAUGAGCAGUAGAGCGGGACAGGCUUUGUGUCCAGCAAUUUGAAAGCGAACUUGUGACUCGGGUUUUUGGUCGUUGGGUUCCUUCACUUCGUCACUCUGUCGUACAUUCCCCCCACCCUCCCCAUUCUUUAAACAUGGUAACCACUAUUUCUCGCAAAGACUUACCGGAAGCUGGCUCCCCGGAAUUCAAGUCCAUGGUCGAUGGAUGGUUUGCCGACAUUGAUGAAUUAGUGAAAAAUUCUCGAUCUUGGCCUGUCGUGAACACAACUGGCGAAGUUGUCACUAGACGUAAACAGAAAGAAGCAAGCGACGAAGGAAACCACUACUUUCAGCGCGAGAGCACACAUUUUGAUAUUACUUACGAGGGUAUGCGAUCACUUCUCUACGUCGACCACUCUCUACAAGAACCAAAAUACAUCAACAUGUGUGAAGGUGUAGAACUGAUUGAAGAAUUUGAGCCCCAGGUUGGUAUCUAUUGGAUUGGCUUCAAGGUACCAUUUGCGUCUCGCGAAUUUGUGGAACUCGUAGCAACUAGAGAAGAAGGCCGUGCUUUCUUCAUUGUUUCCAAAGGAGUCGACCAUCCAUCCCCGGUCAAGAGUGGACAUGUCCGUGGAGAAUAUGAUGCUUGGGAAAUCGUUAGAGAAGUUGAAGUCGAUGGCAAAAAGGGCAUCGAAUGGGUGUGUAUCCAACACUCUUCAGCUGGAGGAAACCUUCCUAAGUGGAUUGUCGAUGCUGCUGCUAGCAAAGAUUUCCAUAAGGAUGUAGGUAGCGCGAUAGAGUAUGUUAAAACCCAUGUUGACGGGCAAUGAUUUUCCCGAUACCAAUGCAACAUGAGAACUAGACAGAUAGACAACUCUGGUAGUUACAUGUAACUAUAAUUUCUAUUGAAGUGUAUCAGUAAUAAUUGUAAUUGUUUAAACAAAGCCUUCUUGAAUUUGUCAUCGACA